Molecule: messenger RNA, 1440 nt
Organism: Penicillium angulare
Lineage: Eukaryota; Fungi; Ascomycota; Eurotiomycetes; Eurotiales; Aspergillaceae
Product: WKF domain-containing protein
Exons: 1
Coding region: 1-1440 (479 amino acids)
Source: RefSeq, a predicted model, not a curated record
AUGGCCAAAACCAAAGACACAAUCGCGGAGUCUCGAAAACACCCUCGCAGCGAGGAGAAAGAGCUUGCCAACAAUUUGACCGAAGUAUCCGAACAAUCUACACCCAUGAAGAGCGACGACAAGGAGAAGAAGAAGCGCAAGAAGUCCUCUGAUGAGUCUGAAGUGACGAAAAAAGAUACCAAGAAGCGUCGACACAGCGAGAAGGCCAACGACGAUGAGGAAGUGAAUGAGAAAUCUACAAAGAAAAGCAAGAAGGGUGACGACUUGAAAUCUAAGAAGAAGAAGAGAGUCUCGUUUGGUCCUGAUACCAAGAUGGCGGAUGGGUCUGAUAGCGAGAGCGAGAACGAGAGCGAUGCGGACGCCGACAGCUCUGAUAGCAGUGAUACUGUGACGAAUACUGAAGACUCAGCGCAGCAGUCACAAUCUGAAAACGAAAAGGCGUUAGAGGAGAUGAAGAAGAGGAAGCGCGAGAAGAAGAAAGAGCGAAAGAACAAGGACUCUGCGUCUGCGUCUUCUUCCUCUGCAACUGCGGAUUCGAAACAUUUCCAUGAGACACCUGUUAUGUCUUAUUUGAGCCAUUACUAUCAUGAUAAGACGACUUGGAAGUUCCAGAAGAACAGAGAGACGAACCUGCUCAAGCAUCUUUAUUCCGAAGAGCACGUUCCGUCUCGGUACAAUGUUGCGCUUUUGACGUAUCUUCAGGGAUUGAGGGGUGAUGCGGCGAAGGGCCGGUUGAGCGAUGGUGCCGUUGAGGUUGCGAAGGGGGAUAUCGAUGUUUGGGAGAAGGAUGGGAAGGAGGUUGAUGCUGAGUUCCAGAAAGGCGUGGAUGCUUUCAGAGACUUGUUGACUGACUCCGAAGCUAAGACGGAGCUUAAUGCCGCUGGACCAGCGGAUGGGAUUAAUGCCAAGGCGCGGUUCCAAAAGAGACUCCGCGCGGAGCUUGUGUUUUUCGCUAUUACUGGGAAACUGUUUAGUAUGGAUGCUAUUCCGAAGAAACAGUUUGUGAAGGAGCCGCUUGUUCCCAAGAAGAGGAAGAACCGUACUGCUGUGGUCGAUAUUAGCAGCAGCGAUGAUGAGACUUCCAGCUCUGGCAGUGAUAGCUCCGACAGUGACAGCGACAGCGACAGCGGGAAGGGCAAGUCUACUCCUGUUCUUGUGGCUAGAAAGACAGCUCCGGCAUCUGAUAGCAGCAGCGACGGUGAGGAUGAGGCACCUGCUCCCAAGGCUAAGCCUGCCAUUGUGAAGAAGCCUGCUGCUGUUGUCAAGAAACCUGUUGUUGUCAAGAAAACUGCUGCUGAGAAGAGGGCUGAGAAGAUGGAGAAAAAGAAGCUCGGAGCACAAACUGAAGAGGCUGCCCCUAGCAAAAACAAGAAGAAGCAGAAGCGCAAGUCCAGAAUUGUUGAUCUUGAGAUCUCAAGCAGUGAGAGUGAUAGUGAUUGA